Arabidopsis lyrata subsp. lyrata is the source of this 3528-nucleotide messenger RNA. Its product is annotated as kinesin-like protein KIN-14R. Gene Ontology annotation, molecular function: ATP binding; microtubule binding; microtubule motor activity. The coding region runs from base 129 to 3380 and encodes 1083 amino acids. NCBI's taxonomy places the organism in Eukaryota, Viridiplantae, Streptophyta, Magnoliopsida, Brassicales, Brassicaceae. Gene Ontology annotation, biological process: microtubule-based movement. The transcript has 19 exons. The record is from RefSeq and is a predicted model, not a curated record.
UCUCUCUCUCUCUCUCUCUCUCUCUCUCUCUCUCUCUCUCUCUCUUUUAUCUUUCUCUGCAUAUCAUAAGCUUUUCAAUUUAUUCAUCUACGAAACGAUUUGCUUUUGGGAUUUGGAGAAGUUUCAUAAUGGAAGAUGUUCAGAUCGAUGCUACUGUUCCGGUGGAUCCAAAUGUCACGUCACUUUGUUCACCGAAGAUUCCUAAUUUCGAAUUUAUUAGUGAUGAAACAGAGAAAUUAGAGAUCGGAGAUACUUCCAUUGAUGACUGUGAUGAUUCUUUGGGCGAUUCCAUGGUGUGUGAUCCGAAUUCAAGAUUGGUUCCCACUGGCUUCACAAGACCUAAUCACACAGAUGAGACAAUUAUGUUCAUAAAUGCUGGAGGAGAUGAUUCAAAGGUAUUAGAUUCUGAAUUGAAUAUCCUCAGAGACACCUAUUUCGAAGGAGGGGAUGUGCUUAGAACAGAAGAGUCUAUAGUUGAAGCUGGAGACUUUCCGUUCAUUUAUCAGUCAGCACGUGUUGGGAACUUUUGUUACCGGUUAAACAAUCUUCUUCCUGGAGAGUACUUGAUCGAUUUCCAUUUCGCGGAGAUUAUUAAUACCAAUGGACCUAAAGGGAUAAGGGUUUUCAAUGUCUAUGUUCAGGAUGAGAAGGUGUUAGCUGAGUUUGAUAUAUUCUCUGUUGUUGGCGCAAAUAGGCCACUCCUGUUGGUUGACUUAAGGGUCAUGGUAAUGGAUGAUGGAUUGAUUAGGGUAAGGUUUGAAGGAAUAAAUGGAAGUCCAGUGGUUUGUGGGAUUUUUCUGAGGAAAGCGCCACAGGUUUCAGUUCCAAGGACAUCACAAGAUUAUAUUAAGUGUGAGAAUUGUGCUACCGAAAUAGAGAUUUCUCCUACUCGGAAAAGACUUAUGCGAGCCAAAGCUCAUGACAAGUAUGAGAAGAAGAUAGCAGAGCUUUCUGAACGAUACGAACAUAAGACAAAUGAAUGCCACGAAGCAUGGAUGUCAUUGACCUCUGCCAAUGAGCAACUAGAGAAAGUGAUGAUGGAACUCGACAAUAAGAUGUACCAGGCACGCUCUCUAGACCAAACUGUGGUAACACAAGCUGAUUGUUUGAAGAGUAUCACUAGCAAGUAUGAGAAUGACAAGAGACAUUGGGCCACAGCACUUGAUACUCUGCAGGAGAAAAUAGAGAUAAUGAAAAGGGAACAAUCUCAGCUAUCACAAGAAGCACAUGAAUGCGUGGAAGGGAUCCCCGAAUUGUAUAAAAUGGUUGAUGGAGUUCAGGCACUAGUUUCACAGUGCGAAGAUCUCAAGCAGAAGUACAGUGAAGAGCAAGCAAAGCGAAAGGAGCUGUACAACCAUAUACAAGAGACUAAAGGCAAUAUUAGGGUCUUUUGUCGCUGCCGCCCUUUGAAUAAGGAGGAGACAUCAACUAAGUCUGCCACAAUUGUUGACUUUGAUGGAGCAAAAGAUGGAGAGCUUGGUGUUAUUACAGGAAAUAAUUCCAAGAAAAGUUUCAAGUUUGACAGAGUUUAUACACCGAAAGAUGGUCAAGUUGAUGUUUUUGCCGAUGCUUCUCCUAUGGUUGUUUCAGUCCUAGACGGCUACAAUGUUUGUAUUUUUGCCUACGGACAAACAGGAACAGGAAAGACGUUUACAAUGGAAGGUACUCCACAGAACAGGGGUGUUAACUAUAGAACCGUCGAGCAAUUGUUUGAAGUUGCUAGAGAAAGGAGAGAGACAAUUUCAUAUAACAUAUCGGUUAGUGUCCUUGAGGUCUACAAUGAACAGAUAAGAGACUUGUUGGCAACAUCACCAGGGUCAAAGAAGUUGGAGAUAAAACAAUCCUCUGAUGGCUCUCAUCACGUUCCUGGAUUAGUAGAAGCAAAAGUGGAUAAUAUAAAUGAAGUCUGGAAUGUGCUUCAGACUGGGAGCAAUGCAAGAUCAGUUGGAUCAAAUAAUGUGAACGAGCAUAGCAGCCGCUCUCACUGCAUGCUCUCUAUAAUGGUAAAAGCAAAGAACCUAAUGAAUGGUGAUUGCACAAAAAGCAAGCUUUGGCUUGUAGAUUUAGCUGGAAGUGAGAGAUUGGCAAAGACAGAUGUGCAAGGUGAGCGUCUGAAGGAAGCUCAGAACAUCAAUAGGUCACUUUCAGCUCUCGGGGAUGUAAUAUAUGCAUUGGCUACAAAGAGUAGUCAUAUUCCAUACAGGAACUCAAAAUUAACACAUUUGCUUCAAGAUUCACUGGGAGGUGACUCAAAGACUCUGAUGUUUGUGCAAAUCAGUCCCUCUGAGCAUGAUGUAAGUGAGACUCUAAGUUCACUUAACUUUGCAACUCGUGUAAGAGGGGUUGAAUUGGGUCCUGCGAGGAAGCAAGUUGAUACCGGUGAGAUCCAGAAGUUGAAAGCAAUGGUGGAGAAAGCAAGGCAUGAAAGCCGAUCUAAAGAUGAAUCCAUAAAGAAACUGGAGGAGAACAUACAGAACCUGGAAGGUAAGAACAAAGGCAGAGACCACUCAUACAGAAGUCUCCAGGAAAAGAACAAAGAACUCGAAAGCCAACUUGAUUCACUCCAUAACCAAUCAGAAAAACAAAACGCACAGCUCCAAGAAAGACUAAAGAGCAGAGAUGAGAUUUGUAGCAAUCUCCAACAUAAGGUCAAGGAGCUAGAGUGCAAGCUACGGGAGAGACACCAAUCAGAUUCUGCAGCUUACCACCAGAAGGUUAAGGAUCUUGAGAAUAACUUGAAAGAAUCUGAAGGAAACUCCCUUGUGUGGCAACAGAAGGUUAAGGAUUAUGAGAAUAAGUUGAAAGAGUCUGAAGGCAACUCUCUUGUGUGGCAACAGAAGAUUAAAGAGUUGGAGACAAAACACAAAGACGAGCAAAGCCAAGAAGCAGUGAUACUACGACAGAAGAUUAAAGAACUUGAGAUGAGGCUAAAGGAGCAAGAGAAGCAUAUACAACAAAUGGCAACAACUAGAGAAUUUCCCGAUGUUGCGAAUGCUACUCCUAACGAAGUGAAAACUUGCUUCAAAGAAGAUAACUUUGGCAAUGAGAAUAUGGAAUCCAACAACAACAUCCUGAGAACAUCAAACCGUCUCAAGACUAAAAGACACGAUUCACUAAAUCUCAAUGAGAUGACUAGAAAGAAGAGAGCCUCGAGAAGCGGCGAAACAGAGAACAAUGGUGAUGAUCCUCAAAUGAAGGAGAAAAGGAUCAGGAAAUCAGACCCACCAAAAGUUAUCUCCAGAGUAGUCAGACCAACAAGACCAGCUUCUGGUUCAUCAAGCCAAGUCCCUGUGGCUCAUAAGAGAGUUAUUAAAAGAGAACAACAAGAAGUUCUGGUCGGGAAAGAGAGAGACUCCAAGAAGAAGAUUUGGUCAAGAUAAAUAAUAUCACUCAAUAGCAUAGAGAAACUCUUAAUCUCUUGUGUUUCUCUAUAUGAUUUUCUCUGUAUGAAAUUGAAUAUUAAUACUUUCAUACACUUUUCAAAGCCAUGAUCACAUUGUUAUUUCAAUCUUCAUAUAUAAACAUUAA